CUCGAAAACGAUUUAAAAGAAAGUUAUCAUGAAAUUAAUAGUAUUCACGUUAAUUGUUAGUGUUACAUUAACAGUAAUAACUGGAAAAAGCUUAAAACCGUUAACAUAUCCAGAAGGUAGAAUUGUCGGAGGCAAAAAUGUUACUAUAGAAGAAGUUCCGUACCAAGUUGCAUUAAAAGUGGGUGGCAGUCCCUGGUGUGGCGGUACAAUAAUUAGCGAUAUUUUUAUAUUAACAGCUGCGCAUUGUUCCAAAGGAGUUAGUGAAAGAAGUCUUUCAGUUCAUGCUGGAUCCACUUUCCCGCAUACUUAUGAAAAUGGUAAUGUGCACCGAGUUAAAAGAAUUUACGUUCAUGAAAAAUAUUCUUCGUCGACCCUGGACUUUGAUGUUGCUAUUCUUGAACUGGAAACUCCGUUACAAUUUUCCAAUACAAUUAAAUCACUCUCUUUACCUGGCAAAGAUGAAUUUCUUGAAGAAAACGAAACAGUUCUCAUUUCUGGAUGGGGAACUUUAGAGGAAGGUGGUCAGUUAGCGACGGUUUUACAAGCAGUUGAGAUUCCAGUUGUAAAUCAAAAUGUUUGCCAGCAAUUAUAUUCUAAUUUCUUGGAUGUUACGCCAAGGAUGCUCUGUGCCGGUUAUAUCGAAGGAGGCAAGGAUCAUUGUAAUGGUGAUUCCGGUGGUCCAGUCGUAUCAAAUGGAAAAGUACAUGGAAUUGUAUCGUGGGCAAAUGGAUGUGCACGACCAAAUUUCCCCGGUGUUAAUACUCGGGUGACAGCUGUUCGCGAAUGGAUUCGAUCAAAAAUUGGAUUUUAAUUGAGUCAAUAUUUAAUAAACCAAUAUUUUUCAA
Chrysoperla carnea is the source of this 845-nucleotide messenger RNA. RefSeq names its product trypsin-1-like. Gene Ontology annotation, molecular function: serine-type endopeptidase activity. The transcript has 4 exons. The record is from RefSeq and is a predicted model, not a curated record. Gene Ontology annotation, biological process: proteolysis. Lineage: Eukaryota; Metazoa; Arthropoda; Insecta; Neuroptera; Chrysopidae. Bases 29 to 811 code for a protein of 260 amino acids.